This is a messenger RNA of Antechinus flavipes (yellow-footed antechinus), 849 nucleotides long. Its product is annotated as cyclin-J-like protein. Gene Ontology annotation, cellular component: cyclin-dependent protein kinase holoenzyme complex; cytoplasm; nucleus. The record is from RefSeq and is a predicted model, not a curated record. NCBI's taxonomy places the organism in Eukaryota, Metazoa, Chordata, Mammalia, Dasyuromorphia, Dasyuridae. Gene Ontology annotation, molecular function: cyclin-dependent protein serine/threonine kinase regulator activity. Gene Ontology annotation, biological process: mitotic cell cycle phase transition; regulation of cyclin-dependent protein serine/threonine kinase activity.
AUGUCAACGAGACGUUUCCUAGCAAAGGUGCGAGCUGAGAUCCCCGGCCACCCCAAAUUCCAAUGGAGAGAAGCGAGGAUGGAUGAGCGAUGGUGGGAAGGACACCUGGCAUUGGAUAUUCACUGUACGCUCAGAGAAAAGGAGCUGAAGCUGCCUGUCUACAAAGCCCAGUCCCCCCUCCUUGAGAGCCGAAGGUAUUUUGUUGACUUAGUUUCUGUCCUCAGCAACCACUGCAAAAUCUGCCCCACAGCCAGACACCUGGCUGUCUACCUGCUGGACCUCUUCAUGGAUCGAUACAACGUGACUGCAAAGCAGCUGCAUAUCGUGGCCAGCUGUCUUUUGCUAGCAAGUAAAUUUGAAGAAAAGGACGAUCGAGUGCCAAAACUGGAACAGAUGAACAGCUUGGGCCUCCUGUGCAGCCACCAGCUGGUGCUGAGUAAGAAGGAACUUCUCCAGAUGGAGCUGCUCCUCCUGGAAGCUUUUGGAUGGAACCUCUGCAUGCCGACCCCAGCCCACUAUGUGGAUUACUACCUCUUGUUCUCUCUUGGGGAGAAGGACCUCUGCAACAACUGGCCCAUCUUCUCUUUCUCGAAAACCAAAGAUUUCUUGGAGAAAUAUGCUCACUACUUUAUGGAAGUCUCAUUACAAGAUCAUAUUUUUCACAGCUUCCCACCAUCUAUGGUAGCUGCAGCCUGCAUUGGGGCCUCUAGGAUUUGCCUGCAGUUCUCUCCCAUCUGGCCCAGAGACCUGGAGAGAAUAUCACACUAUUCUAUGGAGCAGAUCAGUCCGUGUGUUCAAGUCAUGCUGUUGGCUUUUGACAGUGACUUCAAAGAUUCCAACAAGAAAUAG